AUAUUAAUUUCAUGGUUGACGAUUGAAACAAAAACCUCCCAACUCCCUUAGAAAAAAGUGACACCAAAUUAAGCUUCUCCCGACCCCCACAAGAGAAAAGACUUCUAUUUCUGUCUUAGUUUUCUGUAGCAGCUGAUCAUCCAUAGAAGAUCUUGAAAGCAGAAGCAGAUUUCUUUAUGGGCUAUUCUUGCAUCAAGAAGCUCUUUAGCUAAAGGAUAGACAAUAUGGAUGAAGAACCAAUGGAACAUCACGAAGAAACAAUAAUCAUGACAAGUGAUGAGUCCAUUGAUCUGAAUGAAGAAGUUGCUGAUGAAGCCAUUGAGGUUAUGAGUGUGGAAAGUGAGAAAAUAGCACAAGGAAAUAAUAGUCGCUGUGGAAAUGAAAUUAAUAACAAGAGCAGAGUGAGACAAUAUGUAAGAUCAAAAAUGGCAAGGCUUCGAUGGACUCCUGAUCUUCAUCUCUCUUUUGUUCGUGCCAUUGAAAGACUUGGUGGUCAAGAAAGAGCUACUCCAAAAUUGGUUCUUCAGAUGAUGAAUGUGAGAGGACUCAGCAUUGCCCAUGUAAAAAGUCACCUCCAGAUGUAUCGAAGCAAGAAACUUGGAGAAUUUGGACAAGUACUAGGCCAUGGUCAUAGAGCAAUGCAAGGAAGAAGUUAUCUCUAUGGAAAUUUAAGCCAAAGAUUAUUUAACCCUCUUCAUGACUUCAAAAUGAAGAAUGGUGCAAUUGUGUUGGCAAGGAAUUUUAACGACGAUGACAACGUUAACAAUCAUUUCCAAAAUUCAUUUGCUAGUCGACAUGACACAAAGGAAAUAUUCUCCAGAUACUUGGGAUGGUCUUUCAAUCAAGGAACCAAUUUGUACAGAAAGAAAAUCUUGGAAAACCAUGAAAUUGGUCCUGUUAGGCAAAGACAUUUUCUUGAAGAAAAGAGGUGGCCUCCAUGUGAAUUCAAUCAAAAUAAGUUGAAUUCUCAAUCUUUAUUUCAUCAAACUCAGCAUACAGGACCAACAUCAUUUGGGGCAAGCAAUUUUGUACAAGUGCCAAAAUGGAGUUGCAGAUAUAAGAGCCUUGAGCCAAGAUUUAAGACUCCUCUUAGAUUUGAGAUGAAACAAGACGAGAUGUUCAUUAGAGAAAAAAAUUGGUUCCCUGAUUUGCAAUUGGGAUUGACCAGAAGUGAAGACAAUAAUAUUAAGGAGCAAAUUAUGCACCAUAAUGACAAGAAGAUGGAGUACUCAGAUAUAAACACAAUGCUCUCUCUUUCUUUGCCUUCUUAUUCAUCAAGUGCAACCUAAGAGAUGACCCCAUGCAGUGAUAGCAAAUAGGCAUGUCAGAUCGGAUAUGAGCGGGUUGAAAACGACUUUGACGAAAAUGGACAAAAUAUUCGACCCGCCCAUAUUAAUAUGGACUUAAAAUGAGUUGAGUGACGGAUAAUAGAAAGUUGAUUAGCUUGAUAUAUACUUUGUUGAUACAUAGAUAAAGAACAGCCUAGGUAGGAGGCUAGUACUUGAGAUCUGACCAUGUAUGCAUAUUCUAAUCAAAAGGGUCCAAUUGCAUAAGAGUGAGAUCUCCUAAGUGCUUGCCUUAUAGGCCGUUAGGGUUUAUGUUGUUUUGGAUUUUUCAGAAGCAUUAUCGGUUGUGUGUCAGAUCCUCCAAAAGUUAUGUCCUUUUUGAAAAUUCGACGCGUACGAGUGCAUCAAUUUUUUUGAAAAGUUCGAGCAACAUAGGUU
Lycium ferocissimum is the source of this 1724-nucleotide messenger RNA. RefSeq lists its product as uncharacterized. The coding region runs from base 225 to 1289 and encodes 354 amino acids. The record is from RefSeq and is a predicted model, not a curated record. Gene Ontology annotation, molecular function: DNA-binding transcription factor activity; DNA binding. Lineage: Eukaryota; Viridiplantae; Streptophyta; Magnoliopsida; Solanales; Solanaceae. The transcript is spliced from 7 exons.